Molecule: messenger RNA, 609 nt
Organism: Suillus discolor
Lineage: Eukaryota; Fungi; Basidiomycota; Agaricomycetes; Boletales; Suillaceae
Exons: 2
Coding region: 1-609 (202 amino acids)
Source: RefSeq, a predicted model, not a curated record
AUGUCCAAUGUGUUCAUGCUGUACUGUUGGAUACGAGGUACCGAAAUCAACCAACAUUUUGGUUUAAAAAUUUUGCACUUUGACACUGUUCAUGCCCUGAAAACAGAGUUGAAGGCAUCUCAAGAUCUCGAUGUGCCAGCUUCAGCUCUGCGACUGUACAAACCAAGGGUCCCUGUGGCUGAGCUAGAAUAUCACAGUCUGAGGACGACCUCCGAGAGAGUCUUGAUACCAUUAAUGCAGCUGACAGGGUCGAUGAAUCCUCCUUUGAGGGUGAAAAACGUCAUAGAUGAAGAGGACCCCAUCAAAAUGGCACGGAAGUCCUUCCUGGCAAAUAUGGAUGACUAUUCCAAAAGACAAAAUCACAUUCAAAGUCGAAAAGAUCACAAUCACCUUCCAAUGCCUCGCAUCCGCCAGCUGGUCCAUGGCGAUAUACAUGAUACAAAUAUCAUGGUGAAGAAGGAUGAUCGGACAAAUGAAGGCCCAGCGAUGAUUAUGAUAUAUCACACAAAAAAACCCAAUGACAUUCUACUACAUCCCUGUAAACAGAUUUUGACAAUAAUGGUAUCUAGUCUUCACAAUCGUUCUGCAGAGGAAUGCAAUCAUGGAUAG